Messenger RNA from Amphimedon queenslandica, 445 nucleotides. RefSeq lists its product as uncharacterized. The transcript has 2 exons. The annotation marks the transcript as partial. The record is from RefSeq and is a predicted model, not a curated record. NCBI's taxonomy places the organism in Eukaryota, Metazoa, Porifera, Demospongiae, Haplosclerida, Niphatidae.
AGAGCAGUUCAACAACUCCUAGUUAUCUUAUAUGGUAGUAGUUGUACUACUGUCAAAACAAUUAGACUUGGCCCAUUAUUUCUGAGGAAGAUGUUGAUGUCAAGAUGCCUCCUUUUUGUGUUGGCACUGAUUACAAUAGCUGUGGAUGGAGCUGUAAUAACAGUGCCUCUUGAAUCGGCAACUAUUGCUCCAUAUGCUACAGCAACAUUUACUUGUGAAGGAACUGGUGAUCUACUUGCAUGGACUGUGCAGGGUAAUUCUCUUGAUGCAACUCUUAAACAGCAAAGAAACAUAUCAGUUACUGAUCUCAGCAGCUCUGGAAACUUAUCAUCAGUACUUACUAUUGUUGGGUUACCUGAUAAUGAUGGGAUUGGGAUUGCUUGUCAGAUACUGUCAUAUCCACCUUUUAAACAAGUAUUCUCGGGUGCUACACUAACAAUAAGAG